Chlamydomonas reinhardtii is the source of this 1133-nucleotide messenger RNA. Its product is annotated as ribosomal protein S19. Gene Ontology annotation, molecular function: RNA binding; structural constituent of ribosome. Bases 147 to 599 code for a protein of 150 amino acids. Gene Ontology annotation, biological process: translation; ribosomal small subunit assembly. Gene Ontology annotation, cellular component: ribosome; cytosolic small ribosomal subunit. The transcript has 4 exons. Lineage: Eukaryota; Viridiplantae; Chlorophyta; Chlorophyceae; Chlamydomonadales; Chlamydomonadaceae. The record is from RefSeq and is a predicted model, not a curated record.
GGUGAAGGGCACGGUUUACCAGUUUAGUUUUCUGAAUUCGCCCUGGAGUCAUUCCGCCCGCUCCUGCGACUUCAGCGAGCGACUCGCCCCUUGCUCUUUCUCUUCCUGGUUGCGUGUCUAGCCUGACACUGCUUCCCCUCGCAACCAUGGCUUCCUACAAGCCCAAGAGCGUGAAGGAUGUGCCGGCGGAGGACUUCAUUAAGGCCUACGCUGCGCACCUGAAGGCCAACGAUAAGAUCCAGCUGCCCAGCUGGGUGGAUGUGGUGAAGACCGGCAAGUUCAAGGAGCUGGCCCCCUACGACCCCGACUGGUACUACGUGCGCGCUGCCUCGGUGGCCCGCAAGCUGUACAUCCGCCAGGGCAUGGGUGUCGGUCUGUUCCGCACUCAGUACGGUGGCCGCAACAAGCGCCGCGGCUCCAAGCCCGAGUUCCAGUCCAAGGCUUCUGGCGGCCUGGUUCGCCACAUCAUGAAGCAGCUGGAGGAGUGCGGCCUGAUGGAGAAGGCCCCCGAGAAGGGUCGCCGCCUGACCGCCAACGGCCAGCGCGACAUGGACCAGAUUGCCGGCCGCAUCACCGUCCAGCUGCAGGCUUUCUUCUAAGCGCGCAACAGCGCUUGAGCGGAUAAGUCCACCCGGCGGCUGCCGCGAGGCAGUAGCAGCAGCUAUGGCAGCGGCGAACGGAGCGGGAGCAGCAGCGUGAGCGGCAGCAGUGGCAGGCACUGCAAACGGGUGGAUGUGGCGGCGGCGAACGACCGGGGGGCUCUCCGGGAGGAGGCUGGCCGUGAAAUGGAACGGCUUGUAUUCGGCGCACGUGUGAUUGUGUGGGCAGCGCACCAUGCGCCCCGUCCUCGGUGCGACAGCUCAUGCUUACGGGCAGGGCUGCAAACGUGCCUCCUCCGUUGUCGAUGGAGGAGAGGACGACCUGCCAGGGUGCUGGAGGGCUGUGGUCCAUGCGUGCGUGCUCUUGGCGUGUGGGCAAUGCAAUGUGUGGCCAUGGCAGCGCGGUGAUGCUGGCCCGCGUCGGAAGAGACGUUCUAUGAGGUUAUGUGUAACACGCACACGCAAUGCUUUGGUUCACAACGUUCUCUGUUGUCAGGGUAAUACCCUGGCGUCAUGUCUACCACAGCUAUAUCG